AUGAACACGCUUGAUACAAAGAACCCGGAGCAGAUCGAAAGCCUUCUGGACGAACAAAUAUUCACCAAAAUCGAGUUCCAAGAAAGAAUUAAUGAUACGAUAUGCCGUGUCCUGUUUUAUUUCUUUGCGGGCUUUUUCCUUCUCGUGCUCAGUCUGGUGCCGUACUACUCGCUUCCCUAUUACAUGGACCAGCGAAUUAUUAGGCUUAUUCUGUAUGUGUCGUUCUACGUGUGCUGGUGCAUUGCCUCGUUCUUCAUUGCCGAGUCGCUUAUCAGGCUUGUGCGCUUAAAGGCGUUCAGCAUAUUCUACCAGAGCAAGUUCAUCAUCUUUCUUUUCAAAAAACAACAUUUCAGGAUGCGUGUAAUCUUUACGUUCAUAAUCUUCAGCACGUUGAACUUUUUGUUCCACAGGUUCCUGGGCCUUACAUCGAUUGAGGAGAAGUACUCGAAGUUUAAUCACCUGCUCACGAAAAUAACGGUUAUGGCCGGAUUAACAUUCCUUUGUCUGUUCAUAUCGGGCACAAUUGUUGAUUACCUCGAUUUCUAUUCGUAUCAAAUGAAUUACAGGAACAGAGUGAAACACAACAGGGAAGUGUUGAAGCAUAUACAGAAGAUAAAUAGGGCGUUGCCCAGGGAAAUCACUAACUUGGGGAAAUACGCGGCACAGCUCUUCGACACCAUCAUGCAUAUGAGCCGCUCGUACAAUUUUGAUAGUGGUGCAGAGAACAACACCUAUAGUGAAGUGGGAAAAGGAGAGGAAGAGGCGAAUGCAGAGAAUGCAAGCGUGAAGUCGACUAGUCCUAAGGCAGGAAAGCCCGAAAAAGAGGCGGAAGCAGAAGAGGAAAACACCGAAUCAGAAGAGAAAGUUAAGAAACCCGGAAACGAAAAGAUUGAAAGACGAGAGGCCAAAAAGAAGAAAAACAACAGAAACUACCUGGUAAGAGAAGACUUUGAUCGCUUGUUUUCAGAACCAGAGAUUUUCUCGCUUUUCGACUUCGAUCGGAACAACCUGGUGACACGCCACGAAUUUAUCAAGCGCUACAUCGCGCUUUUUGAAGAACGAGAACGCCUCAAACGGGCCCUUGAACAGAACAGCAACAACAUGGUGAAGAUCAAUAUUUUGAUCUCGUCCUUGUUCGUUCCAUUCAUCGUUUUCAUACUGCUCGUAUUUACCGGUCAUCUCCCAUCGUUCCAAAACUCUUUCACCAUGGCAGGCCUGGUCAUAUUUCCGUUCACAUUCGCGUUCAAGUCCCUGGUAGAAGAAAUUUUCACGUCCGUGAUAUUCGUGUUCUUCAUUAAGCCGUUCGAUUACGGCGACAUCUUUUUUGUCGAAGGCAAGAGAUACGAGGUCCUGAACAUCGGUAUACUCUACACCGACUUUCUUCUUGAUGACAAGUUCAUUACGCUGAAAAACAGCUUUUUCAAUGCAUCGCAGAUUUUCAACCUGAGAAAGUCGGACUUUAUCUCCACAAUAUACACGUUCAAGUUUGAUUACAAAUCGUUUAAAGAGAAUGAGCGGAAGUUUACCGAGAAGCUGGAUGAUUACUUCAACGAUACACCGUCUAAUUCGUACAAAUUAGGCAACUACAGUGUUGACAGGAACGUGAUUACGAUUACAUUGGAGGUGAAGAAUGUCAUACCGUACCAAGAGAUUGAUACGCUGGAAGAACGAAAUGAUGAAUUUGUGCUCUUUGUAAAUAACCUGAUCGAGGAGAUAAAUAUUACGCAAAUGUAAAAUAGUGAGUGGGACAAGGAAAUGUGUACGGUGGAAAGGACAAUUUUAGUAAACGAUCAAUAAUCAC
Molecule: messenger RNA, 1801 nt
Organism: Vavraia culicis subsp. floridensis
Lineage: Eukaryota; Fungi; Microsporidia; Pleistophoridae
Exons: 1
Coding region: 1-1734 (577 amino acids)
Biological process (GO): monoatomic anion transport
Cellular component (GO): plasma membrane
Molecular function (GO): mechanosensitive monoatomic ion channel activity
Source: RefSeq, a predicted model, not a curated record